CAGAUGCAGCUGUAGACACAGAAUUUCGUGAUUAAACGUACGAGACUGUCAGUGAUGAAGCUGUGGUUGUACAAUUUAACGUACCUACUACCAUAUUUUGGGCAUAAUUCUUCCAAAUUCAUUUCUUCCUCGGUGCAGUGCAAAUUAUUUUUGCUCGCCGGAAUAUUGCUCAGCAAAGCAGCUAUUGUUAUAACGAUGCCGAAAAUAUUCUGCCCACUGUUUGCCUUAUUAACAUUUUGUACUGGUGUCCGAGGUAUUCUAAAUGCGACUGUGAUGAUCCAUGGAAUGUGGAAUUCUAUCUACUUACAAAAAUUACCCUUCACCGCGCCUGGUUUUGAGAUGGGCGCGGCAGCGGCUAAUGAAAUAUACGCGAACAACUUCAACAUCCAGCUGGAGUUUGUAUCAUCCGAUUUGGUUCAAACUUGUCCGGAUAUUUCCCCAAAUUUCUAUCAAAUUGCGGACCGAUAUUAUGGCGUACCGGACGAAGGAUCGCGCGUCCUAGCGGUUAUGUACGCAGGGUGUGACCCAGCCACAACAGCAGCUGAAUUCGGACGAGAAUGGAAUGUGUUAACGAUGAAUAUUGGCACAACAUUUUCCCAGUUCCGCAACCGAACAACGUACCCAACCACGAUCGCUUUCGGUUCCCUCCAGUACGAAAUAUACGGUGUGAUGGUGGGUCAGUUGAGUAUCGCGUACAGGUGGACCAGCGUCGCCGUUAUUUAUGAUGUCUCUGGUGUGAUUUUGUUCCAAUUACGAGUGGGGCAGGAUAUCCUUCGCUACAUGCGUCAGCGUUACGAACAUAUGGAUGUACAUGCAUUUCCGGUUAAUUUGACAACGAGCGUGGAUUUCCCGUCAAUGAUUAGAGAAAUUUCCCUGCUUACUCGCGUGGUCUUUUUUGCGGUGUCUUCUAACUCUACCCAGCAGUUUUUGGUAGCCUUUUCGCAAUCCGGUGAAUUAAGGGAAGAAUAUGUGUUCCUCUAUCUGGAUUAUGUGGGAAGCAUUAAAAGUCCGUUGUAUUUCAACUACACAGAUGAUACUGAUGUCGCUUCUGCAUUGUGGAAGUCAGUGUUUGUUGUCACCAUCUGUUACGAGCAUCCCGGUGCGAUUACCGAGCUUCGACAAAGACUGUACAAUCUUGCCGUGGACAAGUACAACGCAACAUUCGUUGGUCCUGACCCAAACGAGUACAUCACAACAGCCUAUACAUCGGUUCUUGUUUACGCCCAAGUCUUGAACGAGACAAUCAACGCCGGAUAUGACCCGCGUGAUGGCAGCCGUUUAGCCGCUGCCAUGCUGAACCGUACCUUCACGUUUCCCGCUGUGGGAAGCGUGUAUGUUGAUGAAAAUGGCGAACGGCAGAAUAUAGUCUGCCUAAAAAACUUUCAACCUCAAGUGCAACGCUUUGAUAAAGUCCGAUAUUUUGAUAGUGCCACAAAAACACUGCGCAAUGUCUCUGAUGUGGUUAUUUACUGGGGGACGCAGCAGAACGUAUCGCCUUCUGGCACACCUGUAUGCGGUUUCACGAAGGACGGGGGACCUUGUGCAAGGCUAGGUUCGGCGACUAUUGGUGGCAUCGUCUGUGGAAUAAUUUUGAUUGUUUUGAUCUUGGUUUGCGUAAUCCCACCAUUCCGCCGUUUACAGAAACCAAUUAUCAAUGAAAACUGGUGGGUAGUGGAUUUGCAUUACUUGAGCCGCGCAGUGGAAGUCGGCAGUAGCGAAAUCUCCGGACGUAGUCACCCGUACUCCUUCAAAUCUAACUUGUUGAUCAACGCACCAAUGCGCUAUCGUGGGAUACACGUGUGGGCCAAGGUUGUACAAAUCAGUAAACGCACUGUACUGCUGCAAUCCAGUAACGGAAUCAUCAACAUCCGACCCGAGUUCCGUCAGCUGAUUUCAGAGAUUCGCUUGCUCUCACAACAAUACGCCAAUAUUAACCCAUUAAUCGGCAUCGGGCUUGGACCCAUCCGCUUGACGUAUCUGACCGCUCUCUGUCAACGGGGAAACCUCGGUGACUUGAUCGAGGAAGUGUCGCUAGACUGGGGACUGAAGUGCUCGCUGAUUGCUGAUCUCGUUGAAGGUGUUGCUGCGAUUCAUCGUACUACGAUUCGUCGUCAUGGCCAUCUGCGUCCUUCAAAAUGCCUGAUCGACAGCCGCCUCGUUUUAAAGAUAAACGAAGCCGGGUUCUAUGAUACGCUUCAUGAACUGCAAGUGGAACUUAUCAAUCCUAAAAACUUUGAAGCAAUUGGAGAGACUUUGCAUAAUGCCUGGGUUGCGCCAGAACUGAGAAUUCAGCUUAUUGAAAGCGCCACUUUUGCGCACAUCGCAAUGCAAGCCGAGCCGCCGGCUGAUGUGUACGCUGUCGGCGGACUGAUUAAUUAUGUUCUCUCCAAUCAUACCGAGACAACAGAUGAGAAGCUUGUUGAUUUUGCUUACGCCAGUAAACACGGCAUUCCACCCAGCGCUGUGCCUACGCUGUCCACACUCUUAUAUGAAUGCCGCAACGUGAAACCAGAAGAUAGACCAAACAUUUGGCAGGUUAAAAUGCAAAUUAACAAAGUCGCUGACAACGCGGGGAAAUUGUUCGACCAACUGGUAAAACGAUUGGAAGAUUAUGCGGUGCAGCUGGAAGCUGCCGUGUCCCUUCGAACAUACACACUCAAGCAGGAAAUGGAAAAAUGUGAUUCACUGCUAGGAGAGAUGCUUCCAAGGUAUGUGCUCGUCCAACUGCGUAUUGGUCACUUAGUACAACCGCAGAUCUUCCCGUCGGUGACCAUCCUCAUGACUGGGGUCGCCGGUUUCGAUGAAUUUGUAAUCAAGUCUCAGAACAACCCCCUGGAUCUGGUGGUCUUCUUAAACACCAUGUUCACAAUAUUCGAUUGCAGUAUCGCCAGAUAUGACUGCUACAAAGUGGAGACGAUAUCGGAGUCGUGCUUGGUGGUUAGCGGUUUGCCGGUAGAAAAUCACGGUGAUCACGUACAUAUUAUCGCUAGCCUGGUGCUGGAAAUGCGGACCGAGUUCGAGCGAGGAUUUCCGGAAGGUCUCCACCUGAAAGCAGGAAUACAUAGCGGUCCGUGUGCUGCUGGUGUUGUGGGCACAGCACGACCGCGUUACUGUGUAUUCGGUGAUUCUGUAAACGUCACCUCGCGGUUGGCGUACUCCAGUAAAGCAAACAAAAUCCAUAUAAGCAACGCUACGGAAGAGCUCCUUGGAUUUGACCCGAGUUUUAAAGUCACUCGGCGUGGUAUGACAUACUUGAAAGGCAUUGGAUCGGUAAUGACCUUUUGGUUGGAAGGUUGAUGAUGUCACCAUGAAGUUUUUUAUAUGCACGCAUUCUGUGAAGUUUCUGCUGAAUAAUGUUAUGCUCAAAAUUUCGAUAGAUUAUAAUGAAGUGGCUGAAAUAAAAAGGAAGAAAAUCAGCUUCAAGGGAA
This is a messenger RNA of Paramacrobiotus metropolitanus, 3428 nucleotides long. RefSeq names its product receptor-type guanylate cyclase gcy-28-like. The record is from RefSeq and is a predicted model, not a curated record. The transcript has 22 exons. Lineage: Eukaryota; Metazoa; Tardigrada; Eutardigrada; Parachela; Macrobiotidae. Gene Ontology annotation, biological process: protein phosphorylation; cGMP biosynthetic process; receptor guanylyl cyclase signaling pathway. Bases 55 to 3297 code for a protein of 1080 amino acids. Gene Ontology annotation, molecular function: ATP binding; peptide receptor activity; protein kinase activity.